ACACGUUACAGCUAAAAUGAUUGGAAGUAUUAGUCUCCUGUUUGUGUUGAUUGGAAGUGCCUUCGGGUACUUUCACGGCGUAGAUCCCAAUGCACUAAAAUGCGACCCAACUGGCAUGGUCAGUCUACUUCUGCCACACUUUACGGAUUGUAGCAAAUUCUAUAUGUGCGCCCAUGGCUCUGAAGUUGAAUUUCGUUGCCCUCCGGACACCAUAUUCGACUUUCCAAUUCAGACUUGCAAUUGGCCAUGGGCAACGAAGUGCUGGCUCAGAAAGGGCACUGACGACAAUAUUGAAGGUUCCGGUGAAGACGAGUUUGUUCCACCUCCAAAAGAGGUUGAAAUCGUAAUAAAGCCAGCAUCAACUGAGACGAUGAUGUCCGGUCGUCUUGACUGCCACAAUCUAGAUACAGCUUCUCGGAGAGUUGGAUUCAAAGGGGACUGUCAAAGAUACUGGAGCUGUACAGCUGGUUCACCCCAUGCUUACUACUGUUCUGAUGGUCUCUUUUUCAACGAAGAAAAGCAAGAAUGUGACUUUGAAGCUAACUCCAAAUGUAUUGACGAAAAUAUUGACGAACUACACACAGAAUUUAUUGAAUACAAAUAAAAAUAAUACCCUUUGCUAGUUCCUAAUGAAAUUGAUUAGACAGCUAAAUAUCUGAACAGAUUUACUUUAUUAUUUUUUUUAACUUCAAAUUCAUGUGUUAUUCAUGAAAUCAAGAUGUUGUCAUUUCUAUGCAACCAUUUUUUUCUUAUAAUUUACAAUUUGAAAAUAUCAAUCAAUUUUACAAUGGGAACUGGUUUCAACUGAUGAAUCAAUUUCGGAAUGUUUUGAAAAUAUGUAUUCCAUCUAUUUCAUUAUUUGUUAAACUUUAAAUUUUAAAGAAUCUUGGUAAAAAACUUUUUGGAUUAGUCUUUUUGUUACUCAAGUAUUUUUCUGUUAAAUUAGGGAAAAUAAAUAAUUUGAGGUAGCAAUAUUACUCAAUAACAAUGUACAUAAUCUAACCAAUUGACGCAACCGUCUAUCGACAAGUACAGAUUAAAUACAAUUUGUAAAUUGUCUAAAUUCAAAACUUUCCGUGCAUUCACAGCCAAAAACAAAAUAUUUGCAUGUUAGUCGACAAUACGGUGGCUAAUAUUUAUAAUAAUACUGGUAUUCGAAUCGUUGCCAUGGUGACAGUAUUAUUUUAAUAUUAAAGCAAUAAAACAACUCAAGUA
Molecule: messenger RNA, 1215 nt
Organism: Pieris brassicae (large cabbage white)
Lineage: Eukaryota; Metazoa; Arthropoda; Insecta; Lepidoptera; Pieridae
Product: peritrophin-1-like
Exons: 6
Coding region: 17-604 (195 amino acids)
Cellular component (GO): extracellular region
Molecular function (GO): chitin binding
Source: RefSeq, a predicted model, not a curated record